This is a messenger RNA of Rhododendron vialii, 1869 nucleotides long. RefSeq names its product protein GLUTELIN PRECURSOR ACCUMULATION 3. Gene Ontology annotation, molecular function: protein binding. The record is from RefSeq and is a predicted model, not a curated record. Bases 122 to 1642 code for a protein of 506 amino acids. The transcript is spliced from 16 exons. NCBI's taxonomy places the organism in Eukaryota, Viridiplantae, Streptophyta, Magnoliopsida, Ericales, Ericaceae.
UUUAUCUGCUACUACUUGAAAACCCAUUUUGCGAAAUCUCUCAAAUCACGAUUCACGAGUCUUCGUCCUAAACCCCCGUGACCGUGAGAGCCUGGCAUAGAGUGAGAAAGAAGCAAGAAAAAUGCAUUACUGGGUACGAGCUUCGUCCUCUGAUUUCACUGGAACUCUUCCCCAACCUCGCAGCGGACACACAGCUGUGAACAUUGGCAAGUCGAAGAUCGUGGUUUUCGGUGGCCUUUUCGACAAGAAUUUCCUCAGAGACAUCACUGUUUACGACAUCGAAAACAAAUUAUGGUAUCAGCCAGAGUGCACUGGCAGUGGAAGUGAUGGGGAGGUGGGACCUAGUCCGCGAGCAUUCCACGUUGCUGUUUCAAUUGAUUGCCACAUGUUUAUUUUUGGUGGGCGUUCAGGUAGUAAAAGGCUGGGUGACUUCUGGGUCCUAGAUACAGAUAUAUGGCAAUGGUCAGAGCUUACCAGCUUUGGUGACUUGCCAUCACCACGGGAUUUUGCUGCUGCUUCAGCUAUCGGAAACCGUAAGAUUGUUAUGUAUGGAGGAUGGGAUGGUAAAAAAUGGUUGUCAGAUGUCUAUGUCAUGGACACAAUGUCUCUUGAGUGGAUGGAGCUAUCAGUUUCUGGAUCAUUGCCACCACCUAGAUGUGGUCACACAGCUACUAUGGUUGAGAAACGGUUGCUGGUCUAUGGUGGCAGAGGUGGUGGAGGGCCCAUUAUGGGUGACUUAUGGGCUCUGAAAGGUCUUAUUGAAGAAGAAAAUGAAACUCCUGGAUGGACCCAACUGAAGCUUCCUGGUCAAGCUCCUUCACCUCGUUGUGGUCAUACCGUCACAUCUGGAGGGCACCAUCUCUUGUUAUUUGGAGGGCAUGGAACAGGUGGUUGGUUGAGUCGAUAUGAUGUUUAUCAUAAUGAUUGUGUCGUCUUAGACAGAGUUUCUGCGCAGUGGAAGCGCUUGCCCACAAGCAAUGAACCCCCUCCUGCACGAGCAUACCAUUCUGUAACCUAUGUUGGGUCACGUUAUUUGCUAUUUGGUGGUUUUGAUGGCAAAACAACAUUUGGUGAUCUAUGGUGGUUGGUUCCUGAAGAGGACCCUAUUGCAAAACGGACGCCGUCAUCUCCACCAAGAAAUGGUCCUGAAAAUAAGGAUGUGGCAAUGGCAAAUGAUGCUCUCCAAUCUACAGUCUCGGAAAGUGGAAUUAAGGGGUCUGCAGUAUCAGAGUUACAGAAAAGGUUGGAGAUUUUUGUCUCACUUUCUAGCCCGGAGCUUCAAAUCACUGAAGAAAUGGAGGACAAAGAAUUUCUUGAACUAGCAUCAUGGUUGAGUGUAGAAACUGUUGCUGGCACUGAACAGAUUUCACAUAAUCAGGCAGCUGAGGCAGUUCGUAAUCACUGGAGAAAAUCCACACCGAAGUCAAUACCUUUGAAGGAGCUGAGCCCCUUACUUCGUGACUACCAACGCUUGAUUGCACGUCAUCACCUAAUGAAGGUUGGAUCUGAUUUACAAUCCAUUGAAUCUGAUUUUUCUGGAAAGCAGUCAUAUCAUUUCUACCAUAUGAGAAACGCUUCGCAGUUGCGCAUGGAUGAUAUCCCAAAACUGCUGGAAGAGUACAAGCGGCUUCAAUCCAAUUAAAGAACAAUACACAUACCUAUCUUUUGUAAAGACAGUAACUUAUUAAACAACAGUAUGGAGAUCUUUUCUAAGAAAGCGAACAGAAAGUUGCCAGAAGGUCCUUGUCGUUUUAUUCUUUUUUAACUAACUGUGAUUGGUUUGAAAUGCCAGUUAUUGUGGUCAAGUACAAGUAACCUUUGUUGAUGAUGAUAUAAAAGGUACCAACUUGUUUGAAGUUAUGAACUAAA